This is a messenger RNA of Perkinsus marinus ATCC 50983, 204 nucleotides long. RefSeq lists its product as hypothetical. The annotation marks the transcript as partial. The record is from RefSeq and is a predicted model, not a curated record. NCBI's taxonomy places the organism in Eukaryota, Perkinsozoa, Perkinsida, Perkinsidae. The transcript has 2 exons.
GUUAUGCUUGGUGACUUGGGCUCGUUUGGAGUGAUGAAACCGGCAACCUUACCAGCAGGAGAGGCGGCUAGUGCCGUGUUCUCUUUGUUCUUUGCCACUGCAUCUGGUAUUGCACCUCCAGGUGGUGACCUACCCGGGAUGGAUCGAGAGAUCUCACACAGAGGGAAAGGUUCGAUACGGAUAUUCGGAGCAAUGGCGGCCUAG